GCUCAUUUCACAGAAGAAAUAUUUUUCUUUUCGGAAGAAGAUCCCGACAAAGCGGCCCUAUUUCUUUUCAGCCCGAAAAAGUCGAAUUAUCCGAAAACCGACGAUGUACGCCAGGACAAAUACCGGCAGCACACACGGAGACUUUCAAGAUAGAAACGGAGUGAAUUAUGUGACAUCAACAGAGUCUUUCGGCCACUGCUCUCAAUUGUUCUGGAAAAAGGAUCCCAACGACUCCGGACCGAGUUCGACCAUCAGCUGGUGCGAUCAGCUCCCCACGUCCUCGGCAGCCCUCUCCAGUUCUAGUCUCUCCUCAGCGUCACUCUCCAGCUCCAGUCUCUCCUUGGAGUCCCGAGCAGCGGCGACAGCGGCGACGGCGCCAGACGACAUGGAUUCCGACGAGAGGCCGUACGCCUGCGACAUGUGCACCUGCGCCUACAAGCACGCCAGCUCCCUGCUCAACCACAAGCUCACCCACAAGACUGGAGACUUCAGGUGCGACUUUUGCAGCAAGCCCUACACCAACUACAUGUCCCUGCGCAACCACAUGCGAAUCCACGGUCAGAAGCGCUACAUGUGCGACCUGUGCGGGAAGGCCUUCCGUCUGGCCCGGUACCUCCGUAACCACCAGAGGAUCCACGACGACGGGCCCAACCGCUUCGACUGUCCCUCCUGCUGCAAGAGCUACAGGACCAUGCUGGAGCUGGCCCAGCACCGCUGCACUGCUGCUGCUGCUACAACCAACCAGAACCGGUUCAACUGCCCGUCCUGCUUUAAGAGCUACAGAACCAUGCUGGACCUGGCCCAGCACCGCUGCAGCGCCGCGGCCAAAAACCAGUCUGGUGGUCGUCGUUCCAAUUAUGGCAGCGGUCAUCGCCGACAGCAGCAGCAACAGCAGAACAGGGCUAAUGCCAUGAUGCAACCGCCGCAUGGGGGACACGGCCAGCAGGAACCUCUGCCCUCCCACUGCGUCUCCCCCAUGUCCCAGGGAGGUGUGACCAGCCAGUCUGACCCGCACCAGCAGGGCCGUCCCAGCUCGGUGUCCUCCCAGAGCAGCCAGCAGAGCAUGAGGAGCACGUCCUCCAACAAACACAUCUCCUCCUCCAGUGCCACCCCGUCCUCCUCCUACUCCCUGCUCCAGCCCCUGGUACCUGAGGUAAAGGAGCUGAGCUCGGGAUACACUAGGCUGAGCGCCAACCCCAUGCCGAAGCACCAGGACACUUUCUCUCUGGCCCCCCAGCGUCCCCUCACCACCAUCAACCCCAUCGGCCACUCCCUCCAUCCGAACGGAGCGCCCACGCUCAAGCCUUCCCCCGUGCCACGCACCAUCCAGGCCAUGCCCUGGGAGCAGCGCUCCCUCUACAAUCAAUGAGACCCUUGGGAACCACCCCCCACCCACCCCCCCUCUUCACGUCGCGUCCACCAUCACCCCCACACGCCCUCCUCAUUCUCCCCACCCCUUUUCGGACCCAGCAUCAAGGAGGGAGGACUUUGGACGCCCCUCCAUCCGCCUCACCUUUCCGUUGGAACGUUGUGUUUGGGAUUGGGGAAGGGCACCAUUGAGAACUAGUUGAGAUUGAUUACUGAGUAGUUAGGUUUAAAAACAAAAAAAAAAAAAAAAAUGUGUUGCCUUGACCCUCUUGUAUGAUCUAUGCCAUGUACUGGAUAUAUAAGUUAAAAUGUCUGUCCCCUAAUCUGUCCUCUCACUAAGAAUUUAUCUCCCCAUCCUCCUCUCCUACUCUACUUAUGAAAAUAUCUAUCCUUCCCAUUAUGAAUAGUGCCCCUCCCCCCCUUUCUCCACAUGUUAAAUGAAACAAAAGGCUAUUUUUUAUCUAGAGUGUUCUGAACCCUGAACGAGGGAUUCCAAGGCGCGAAGUUGUCAAAAGUUAAUGUGACAAAAAUUCUCCCUUCAGUCUGUUUUUUUUUAACAUAAAACCCAAACGUUUAAGUCAAAUGAGGCUUCUAGAAGGAGAAGGGGGAAACCUUUUAUUUUUACGUACCCCUUUCAACGUGCUCCAGAAUGAAGAUUGUGUAUAUUGUGCGUUAGGAGGUGUCAUGAGUAUUUCCGAAAGCCGUUUCCUUUUUUUUUUUUUUUUUCUUCUCUCCUCUCUUGUUUCUCCCUGACGUCCCAGUCCCCACACCUGUCAUCUCCAAGCGUCAACAGCGAGGACCACGACGGACGCGAAGCCGGCCGCCUGCUCUGCGGGACGCGCUGACACGUACACGUACCGUUGGGCUCCUCUGUGUUGUUGAAGACUGAAGCCGUUGGAAAAAGGACCUGGAUGUUAACCAGCCACAACCACCCCACAAGGACCGUUUUGGUGUGGUUACCUUCUCUCAACACACAACUGAAAGCUCACUUUUUUUUUUUUCUUUUUUUUUUUUUUUUUUUUCUAAAAAAAAACUUGCAUCUGACUUGUUGUUAUUGUAGUUUUAAUAAUAUGUUUGCUGGGAAUCAAAUCUAGAAGAUAAACAGUACAAGUCUCCAUCCCUUUUUUGUUCCAAACUGACUGUUAACACGUUUGUUCCUUUUCACUUCAAAGCACUUUAAGACAAGUGCUGUAUACUUAUUACUGUGUCUGCCACCCACCCACCCACCCUCUGUCUAGAGCUGUGUCGGCUGUAAAGAUGUAACAUUGCCUUACAUCAACCCCUCAUCGCGACUCACGCACAUGAUUCCCCCCCCCCCCCCCCCCAGUGACUUGGCAGCAGUACUGGGCCCGUUUGAGCCCAUAUCACGGCUGCAUCUGGAAGCUCCAGUGGCCAAAACACAGUAUGUCUGCAGCUCUGGACUACCCCCCCACCCCACCCCGACUCCCCACACCCUCCAGUGUUGCUUUUCCUGUAGAAAAACGUCCUGCCUGCGUCUCACUGCUCACAGGAUGGAUUUAGUUAACACCUACCUGCGGGGUGUUUCAAUAAGCAGCCAACUGGCCAGAUAACUGCAAAUAAACACAUAAACGGUUGUUUUUUUUUUAAACGGUCAAUUUGAUGAAUACCAGUUAAAUCGUGGUUUCAUUAUCUACUUCUGUUACGUUAUCUCGCUAACCCGGUGUUCAUUGAAAUACCCACAAUUCUACUGACAUUGUUUUUUUUUCUCUUUUUAAAGUUGUUUCUAUUUUUAUUCAUGACAUGUUUUCAUUGUUGCUUUCUCUCCUUGUAAAGUGUCUUUGAGUAUUUAGAAAGUGCUAUACAAAUAAAAUGUUUUAUUAUUAUCA
Molecule: messenger RNA, 3215 nt
Organism: Sander lucioperca (pikeperch)
Lineage: Eukaryota; Metazoa; Chordata; Actinopteri; Perciformes; Percidae
Product: zinc finger protein 646-like
Exons: 7
Coding region: 104-1369 (421 amino acids)
Biological process (GO): regulation of transcription by RNA polymerase II
Cellular component (GO): nucleus
Molecular function (GO): RNA polymerase II cis-regulatory region sequence-specific DNA binding; DNA-binding transcription factor activity, RNA polymerase II-specific
Source: RefSeq, a predicted model, not a curated record